This is a messenger RNA of Papilio machaon (common yellow swallowtail), 3236 nucleotides long. RefSeq names its product prosaposin (gene Sap-r). Bases 157 to 3099 code for a protein of 980 amino acids. The record is from RefSeq and is a predicted model, not a curated record. Gene Ontology annotation, biological process: sphingolipid metabolic process. Gene Ontology annotation, cellular component: lysosome. The transcript has 21 exons. NCBI's taxonomy places the organism in Eukaryota, Metazoa, Arthropoda, Insecta, Lepidoptera, Papilionidae.
GGCAGUGGUAUUUUUUUAACUCAGUGACUUGACACUUGUUUAUCAAAUCGAUACGCAAUAACUUCCAAACAAAGUAAAAUUGUUGGGUGUUUGAAUUGUUUAGUCUUUUAAGCGCCGAGACUUGGGAUACACGAAGUAGAAAUUUUUGUUUCGAAAAUGACAAACAUUUUAGGUGUUUGUCUAUUUUCAUUGCUGUGCUUUUCCUAUGCAAGUAUAACAUCAGCACGGCAAUUACCGAAAGAAUGCUCCAAAGGACCCUCUUAUUGGUGUCAAAAUCUAAAAGUUGCCUCCGACUGCGGAGCCGUUGGCCACUGCAUCGGCACGGUAUGGGAAAAGCAAGAAAUUGAUGUUCGUCAAAAUGAAGUAUCCGAAAAGAUAAUACGACUCUUCAGACAACUGAAGGAUGUUAAAGAUCUUAUUAAUAUGGAGUACCUUGCAGCACGCAUGAACUCAGCGUGCCGCGACGUGCCCGACCAGACAAUCACGAAGUACUGUCGCGAGCAUACCGCUCAUUUGGAAGAAUAUCUUCUAGCACUGUUGACUUCGCAGACCUCGCCAGAGACAAUGUGCAGCGUCGUCGCUAUGUGCAACAGUGAAAAGCUUGACAAUGUCUUGUCUAUGAUUAAAAAGAAAACAACGACACCUAAAACACCGACUGAUAAAUAUGGAGGUAAAUUGUUGGGAGCUUCGAAAUGUACGUGGGGACCAUCUUAUUGGUGCAGCAAUUUCAGCACUGGUCGUGAGUGCAAAGCUACCCAUCAUUGCGUGAGCCGCGUGUGGCCGCGCGCUGAAUACCCUCAGGAUAGCGACAGCAUCUGUAAGAUCUGUACCGACAUGGUAAAACAAGCACGCGAUCAAUUGCAGAGCAACGAGACACAGGAGGAACUGAAAGAAGUAUUCGAGGGUUCAUGCCAGUUGAUACCUAUCAAAUUGGUACGUAAAGAGUGUAUAGUGCUGGCUGAUGACUUCGUGCCCGAGCUGGUGGAGACCUUGGCUUCAGAGAUGAAUCCGCAGACAGUCUGUUCGGUGGCCGGACUCUGUAAUAGUGCCAGGAUAGACCUUAUGCUCGAAGACUAUAACAAGAAGUUAGAGUUACGCAAAGACUGCAACAACUGUCGUACCACUGUUGGUGUGCUGAGGAAGAGGUUUGAUGAUACAUCAUAUGAAGACUUCCUGGUCGGAUUACUCAAGAUGUGCGGUCAAAUGGGUUCGUUCUCGGAUUCAUGUUCAAUGUUAGUGUUCAAAUACUAUGAGCACAUAUUGGCUGGAGUUAAGAAAGAUUUGACACCGACUGGUAUCUGUCAUUUGAGUGGUCAAUGUGCUGUCCGGUAUCACUCACACGAUCAGUAUGACUUCCCUGAUGUCAAAAUAGACCAGUUGAAAGCAACAGAUGAUGUACCGUGCGAGUUCUGCGAACAAGUUGUCAAACAUUUGCGCGACGUGUUGGUAGCCAACACUACCGAAUCCGAAUUCCAUAGAGUUUUAGUUGGUCUCUGUAAGCAAACGGGUUCAUUUAAAGAGGAAUGUUUAAGUUUGGUUGAAGAAUACUAUCCUAUGAUAUACAACUUCCUCGUGUCUGAACUGAAGGCGGAUGCUGUAUGUGCGAUGAUGGGCAUCUGUCACAACAAUAGUGAUGUGCCAGUUGCCGUCCUACUGCCUAAAGAGCUGGCUGUUAAAGUCACACAGUCGCCUUUGCUCAUUGGAAAUGAUGAAGCCAAUAGUUAUACCACUCCAAAGUUGGCACGAGUAAGUUUAAAGAAGGAGACAAACGUACGCAUUAUGGUCGGAGAGCAAAGUGCACAAGAUGCUCAGCUUCCCAUAGAGCGCAUGUACGUAGCGGCGCCGCAAAACAAAGCAGCCUGCUCCUUCUGUCAGUACUUCCUGCACUACCUACAAGUUGAACUCAGCGAUGUUAACAAUGAGGAUACGAUCAAAGAUGCGGUGGAGAAGGCGUGCGACAAGUUACCGGAUUCUGUGAACGGCGAGUGCAAGCAGUUUGUCACCGAGUAUGGUCCCGCUGUCAUCGCCUUACUAGUGCAAGAAAUAGACCCCGCCAGUGUUUGUCCCGCAUUAGGUUUGUGCCCGCAGACGGAGGAGGUGCGACGUGUGGCCAUUAACUCAGACAAGUCCAACUGCCCGCUUUGUCUGUUCGCAGUCGAACAACUUGAGACCAUGCUCAAGAGCAACCGCAGCGAGGAAAAUAUUCGUCAUGCAUUGGACAGUCUUUGUAACCAUCUAUCGGCCAAACUACGUACCGAAUGUGUUGACUUUGUUGACACAUACACCAACCAGUUGGUAGAGAUGUUGGCGGCCGAUAUGAACUCUACAGAGAUCUGCGUAUUCCUCAAGCUCUGCGAAGAUAAAGUUCACGACCCUCUCAAGAUUACACAGUCUAUUGACAAGUAUCACGAACAACCAAGUGCUAGAGGUGAUAGGAACAACUUCAGAGGACGGUCCAUGUUGCCCAAAGAAAUGCUGGAAACUGAUGGAGAUUUGAUGACGAACGAGAUCCCGGACCACACUGUCAACGGACGACCCAAGAAGGUUCAACAGAAGUCAGUCUGUGUCAUCUGUGAGUUCGUCAUGAAGGAGAUCGACGAUCAGAUCAAGGACAAACAUAACGACGAUGAAAUAAAGAAGAUAGUGCACGGCGUAUGCAAGCGUAUGCCUAAGUCGGUGCGCGGCGAAUGCGACCAGUUCGUUGACAAGUACUCGGACCUGGUGAUCAGUCUGCUGGCCCAGGAGUUGGAUCCUUCGGAGGUGUGCCAGGAGUUGAAACUCUGUGAUCCCACCGGCAUUAGAGCUGUCAAAGAGGCUAUCCUGGACUGCGCUGUGUGCGAGACGGUGGUGAUGGCGGUACGCAAGGUGCUCAGUAAUGACAAGAUCGACCACGACAUUGUUCACGUCGUGGAGAAGUCUUGCGCACUUCUGCCCGCCAAGUACCAUGACAGGUGCCACACUCUGAUGGAGGUGUACGGAGACAGCAUCAUCCACCUGAUUGAAGAUAUCGGCACGAAGGGUGUCUGCGAGAAGAUCGGUCUCUGCUCCGAUCGCAGCUCUGCCUACGUCCACAUGCAGACGCCGCAGACACGCAACUGAGUUGUUGUAGCAGUUUCCUUAGGGAAAUAGGAGGAAUUUCGUAAUCUCCAUUAUUUAGACCUUUUUUUACCAAAUGUAAUAAAUGUUUUUGUAACCGAUUACUAAAAUGUUUUCCAUUUUUUUUUUAAUUUUAAAUA